UCCUCGCGCCCGCGAAUAGCCGGGGUGUUUUGGCCCGCUGGCGGAGCCGUAGCCACAGUUUCCUCGGGCGUCCGCAGCCGGGGACCCGGCUGUCCAGGAUCCCGGGCCGAGAUCCACGAUGUCAGAGGAAGAAACUAGGCAGAGCGAAAGCUCCCCGGAAGCCAGUGGGGUGACUGUCAGCGACAUCCAGGAGCUGAUACGGCGCAAGGAGGAGAUCGAGGCGCAGAUCAAAGCCAAUUAUGACGUGCUGGAGAGCCAAAAAGAUGUGGGGAUGAACGAGCCGCUGGUGGACCGCGAGGGCUACCCCCGGUCAGAUGUGGACCUGUACCAAGUCCGAACUGCAAGGCACAACAUCGUCUGUUUGCAGAACGAUCACAAGGCGGUGAUGAAGCAGGUGGAGGAGGCCCUGCACCAGCUGCAUGCUCGUGACAAGGAGAAGCAGGCCCGGGACCUGGCUGAGGCCCACAGGGAGGCCACGAACCACGGCCAGAGCCAGGGCCUCAGCCCUUCUCAGGCCUUCGCCAAAGUCAACAGCAUCAGCCCCGGCUCCCCGGCCAGCAUCGCAGGUCUGCAAGUGGAUGAUGAGAUUGUGGAGUUUGGCUCUGUAAACACCCAGAACUUCCAGUCGCUGCAUAACAUUGGCAGUGUGGUCCAGCACAGUGAGGGGUCAACCCUGUCUUGGCCGCACUGCUCAUCCACGUGGAACUCAUCAGAAGGCAGGCAGUGGGCCGAGAAACAGCUGGCUGGUGCCUGCGCCCCUGCUAGAGGUCGGGCCUUCAAUUCCACACCGACUGACACCGUCAUCAAAUUUGUGCUCGUGUGGACAAGUUUAAAAUUUGUAUUUUGUCAGAUACGUCAGUUUUUUGCUUUAUGGCUUUGGCAUUUUGUGUCUACUUAAAGAAAUUCUUCUAGUACUUUAAUUGUUUUGUCUUUAGCUUUUCUUUAAUCCAUCUGGAAUGUGUCUUUUAUUUUUAUUUUUUAUAAGUUUAAUUGAGUUCACAUACCUUACAGUUCACCCACUUAAAGUGCAUAAUCCAGUCAUUUUUAGUAUAUUCAUAGAGUUGUGCCUCCAUCACCACAGUCAAUUGUGGAACAUUUUCAUCACCCCCAGAAGAAGCCUUGUACCCGUUAGCAGUCACUCCCCAUGCCCCCGUGUACACCAACCUCUGGCAGCCACUAAACUGCUUUCUGUCUCUAUGGACUUGCUUAUUCUGGACAUUUCAUAUAAAUGGGAUCAUACAGCAUGUGAUAUUUUGUGACUACUCUCACUUAGCAUUGUGUUUUCAAGGUUCAUCCAUGUUGGAGCACAUAUCAACACUUCAUGCCUGUUUGUGACCAAAUAACAUCCCAUUGUAUGGAUGAACCGCGUAAACCACGUUCUAUUUAUCUGUUUAUCAUUGAUGAAUAUUUAGGUUGUAUCCACUUUCUGGCUAUUAUUAUAGAAUAGUAACUGUAAUAGAAUAAUACUUCUGUGAACAUUCUGUAUAAGUUUUUGUGUAGACAUAUGUUUUCAUUUCUCUUGAGUUCAUGGCUCACCUGAAAUUAACUUUUGUGGAUGGCGUGAAGCAGGGCACCAAACUUAAUUUUUUUCCCCAAAUGGAUAGUAUUAGUCCCAGUAACAUUUACUGAAGAGUUAGUUCUUUACCCGCUCAUUUUUAUCGCCACUUCUGUUACAUGAUUCUGAUAUGUGGGAACGUUUAUUCCAUGGCCUUGGUCUGGUCUGAGCCUUUCUGCGUUUCCCUGGAACAAAUCCGUUUGUUCCUGGCCUGUUUCCUUUUAACCCCUUGCCAUAUAGCACCUUGUAUGUCUACUGGUGAGUGGAAAAAUCACCCCAAAACUUCAGCAGCUUAAAACAACGAACAUUUAUUGUUGCUCACAGUUUCUGAGGGUCCGGCACUCAGGAGUUGUGUAGCUGGGUGGUUUUGGUCAGGGUCUCUCAUGAGGUUGUGGUCAAGAUGUAAUCAGAGGCUGCAGUCAUCUGAGAGCUUGACUGAGGUUAGAAAAUCUGUUUCCAAGAUGCUUUACUCACAGGGAGGCUUCAGUCCUUCAUCACGCUGGGCCUCUCCACGGGGCUGCUGCUCGGUGGCGGCGGGGCCCCCCAGGGUGGGGGAUCCAUGGGGAAGCAGAGCGGAGGCAGCAGCGCCUUCUCCGGCUCCGUCUCUGAAGCUUCACACUGUCACUUCCACUUGAUUCCACUCCUUAGAAACACCUCACUAAGCGCAGCCUACACUCAAAGGGAAGGGAAUUUGACUUCAACUCUUGAAGGAAGCAGUAUCUCAGCAUUUGUGGACAUAACCUAAACCACAACACAGGGUUUGUAUUUUCUCCAGUUACUCAGCUACGACUUGUCCAGUUUCUCUAAGCUUUUCAUUUUCUCUGCCGCCUCUCAUCUUUGCAGUCUCCUUUCCCAUUUUACUUAUUUAUCCUUGGGGCGUUGUAUCCUUGUUACUGCUUUACUGUUCUGUCAUCACUUUCAUGAGGUUUUGAGAGGUGGUGCAGAUGUGGGUUCGUUCUGUUAUGUUUACCCAAAGUCUGUUUUUCAUUCCUUCCCCACCUCCUGCGCCCCCGCCCCAACCCCAGCUUGCUAGUGUGUUACAGUUUACUCAUGUCUCUUGGGUGGCUUGCUGCACAUACUUUUACACUUUGUAAUUGUCUGAGCUUGUUCUUACUGGUUUGUUUUGUAAAUAUGUUUUUUUUUUUUUUU
Molecule: messenger RNA, 2704 nt
Organism: Camelus dromedarius (Arabian camel)
Lineage: Eukaryota; Metazoa; Chordata; Mammalia; Artiodactyla; Camelidae
Gene: PSMD9
Product: proteasome 26S subunit, non-ATPase 9
Exons: 5
Coding region: 119-898 (259 amino acids)
Biological process (GO): proteasome regulatory particle assembly
Cellular component (GO): nucleus; cytoplasm
Molecular function (GO): protein binding
Source: RefSeq, a predicted model, not a curated record